Messenger RNA from Brachypodium distachyon (stiff brome), 718 nucleotides. Its product is annotated as squidulin. Bases 76 to 348 code for a protein of 90 amino acids. The record is from RefSeq and is a predicted model, not a curated record. Gene Ontology annotation, molecular function: calcium ion binding. The transcript has a single exon. NCBI's taxonomy places the organism in Eukaryota, Viridiplantae, Streptophyta, Magnoliopsida, Poales, Poaceae.
GCCUCGAGCUAGAGACCUCACACCUCAGCCCAAGCAACACCUGCUCUUUCUUUCAAGUUCAGAGCUUUCAGAUCCAUGGCGAUCAGGGGAGUGCCGUCGGCGAGGGAGAUGACGGUGGAGGACUUCAAGUUGUGGCUGAAGCAGUUCGACGUGGACGGGGACGGGCGGAUCAGCAGGGGGGAGCUCCGGGAGGCACUCCGGCGCCGCGGGGGAUGGUUCACCACCAUCAAGGCCGACCGCGCCGUGCGCCGCGCCGACAAGGACAACAACGGCUUCGUCGACAACGCCGAGGUCGAGAACCUCAUCGCCUUCGCGCAGAAAGACCUCGGCAUGAAGAUCUCCACAUGAUAGAGGGUAGCUAUGUAUGGCUCUUUCUAGCUUAGCUCCGGCGGCCAUGGAGGAGCUUUAUCCGGCCUGUGCUCGGUCUAAACUCUAAAUGAAUGAAAACCAGUAGCACUCUAGUAAUUUACGUACUAGCUCGGUCAAAAAAAAAUGUCUCAACUUUGAGUAAAUUUGAAUGCAUCUAUACACCAAGUCAUGUCUACAUACAUCCAAAUUUUGACAAACUCGAGACAUCUUUUAUUGGACGGAGAGGAAGUACCUAGCUUUGUACGCUAGCCUUCGACUUGGCAUGGCAUGGCAUCUUGUCCUGAAUAAUACCGUUUGUGUGAGAAUUAAGGUUUUGCUACUAUGCAAUAAAUCUCAACUAUAUAUGCAU